Molecule: messenger RNA, 1557 nt
Organism: Penicillium daleae
Lineage: Eukaryota; Fungi; Ascomycota; Eurotiomycetes; Eurotiales; Aspergillaceae
Exons: 3
Coding region: 1-1557 (518 amino acids)
Biological process (GO): positive regulation of transcription by RNA polymerase II
Cellular component (GO): nucleus
Molecular function (GO): DNA-binding transcription factor activity; transcription cis-regulatory region binding
Source: RefSeq, a predicted model, not a curated record
AUGUACCCGCAUCCCAAACGCCGGCGCCUCACGGGUGACAUCCCAUACCCGACCGAGCUCGAUAACCGACCAGGGCUCUCCUCGCCGCCUGCCUUUGCGCCCGCGAUCAAUAGCGACUGGACUCACCCGCAGCGACAUGCACCUGCAUACACACCCUCGGACUCGACCGAUGGCCCUGCGUUCCCUUCUCCACUGGGUGCCGCUAGCUGGGGCCAUGACGGGUUCUCGCAUGAUCCGGGGUUCCUUGCGUCGCAGGAGGAGCUGCGGUGCAUGCUGUUUACAAUCGCGCAGUCUGCGGCACCGACGAGGGCGGCGAGUCCAGAUGGGGAUAGGCAGGACGAUGGGGAGAGUGUAGAGCGGCCAGCGAGGGAUCCCAUGCCAAUGCGAUCGGCAGUUUCAAGUCGGAGGCGGGUGGAGUAUCUGAAGAAUUACGUGGGACAAGUAGCUCCAUGGCUCGACAUGUUUGACUCUCAGUGCACGUUUCGCGUCCAACUUCCGGCUCUCGCUCGAACUUUUCCUGCACUACUCAAUGCAAUCCUCGCUAUAUCCGCUCGCCAGAUGGAGAGAAAGGAGGGUACACAAGACUCAUUUGACAGUAUCGAGCUCUACCAGGAAGCCAUUCGCUUGCUCAGUCCGCUGUUGCAAAUGCGCGAUCCUAAAGUAAUUGCAGCCUGCGUUUUGCUUUGCUGUCUUGAAAUGAUGUCGGCACGAGCGCAGGACUGGCGGCGCCACCUAGAAGGAUGCACGGCUCUCUUCGACGCUUUUGGAAUCCACGGCUUCAGCAGUGGGCUGCUGCAAGCUGUCUUCUGGUGCUACGUCCGCAUGGAUUUAUGCGGUGCACUUAUUUCAGAUGGGACCCAGAGCACCCUUCUUCGUCCCAGCAAGUGGCUUGCCCCUGACUGCCGCGAGGAAGAUGCAGCCCAGCUGUUCCAGGCGAAUCAAUCCCCGGACAUGCAUGCAAAUUACGCCGUCUACCUGUGCGCAAAGACCUGCGAACUGGUUGCUGAUCGUACACAAUUUCUCGAGCUAGGCGCACAGAAUGACUGCACUGGUGAUGUCUUUCAGAGGCGCUGGCUUCGGCUCUGGGACGAUUUGCAGCAGUGGGUCGAGAAUCGACCACCAGAGCUGCUGCCUGUCCAGACGACCCAGACCAAACCGUUUCCACACAUUCUGUUUCUGCACUGGGCUGCCAUAUCUUCAAACCAGCUCUAUCAUACUGCAUGUAUCCUCCUGCUAAACAUCAUGCCAAAGAGUAUCAAGUUACGGUCAGGCCCGAUUGUAUCAGCGCUAUGGCAUGCCCGGAGAAUUUGUGGCAUAUCUCUUACAAACCCUCAUCAGGGAUGCUUGAACAAUGCGAUCCAACCUCUCUGGAUUGCUGGUCGGCUUUUCAGUCAUGUUUCCGAACAUGCGAUUAUCAUUGACAUCAUUCGAAAGAUCGAGGCAGAGACAGGGUGGGGUGCCUGCUGGCGAAUUCGUGAUCUGGAACUCGCAUGGGGAUACCAAUUGACUCGCCGUAGUCGGAAAUCCGGUACACAGCACUCACCGGCAGCUGGAUGA